AUGGAUCCAGAGAAGCCAUCAACCAUUGACAAGAUGGGCUCAGCCGAGAAAUCCACCGAUGAUGCCGAAAACCUGGCUAUAAUGGGCCAUGUCCAAAGCCUUUCACGUAAAUUCAGUCCCUGGAGCAUGUUUGCCCUAUCAUUCAGCGUCCUUGGUACCUGGAAAACCUUUGCAGUCGACCUCGCAAAUGGACUGACGAAUGGAGGACCGAUUACAAUACUUUGGGGCCUUUGUCUUGUCGCAUUCUGCAACCUUUGCGUGGCACUUUCUCUUGGGGAACUGUGUAGCAGCAUGCCCACCGCAUUAGGGCAAGCAUACUACGUUUCUCGUCUCUGGAAAUCGUCACUUGGUCGAUUCGUUUCAUAUUCCUGUGCUUGGAUUAAUGUGUUUGGUUGGUGGACUCUUGCGGCAUCGCAGAAUGUGUUCAUGACAGAGCUUAUCCUCGGAAUGAAGAUUGUGUUUGAUAAUGAUUGGACUGGGAUUAGCACGGGGUGGCUGAAGUUCGUCAUUUACGUCGGUAUCACCCUGCUGAUGACAAUUUGCAAUGUCAUCGCGUGCCGCAAAGAUUGGAUACUCCGCUGGUUCAAUAAUGCCGUCGGAGUUUGGUUCGCAGGGGAGUUUGUUCUUUUCUCUCUCGCCAUUCUUAUCGCAGUGGGCACCAAAGACGAUCUUUCUUUCCAACAGCCUUCCUUCGUCUUCGGCCAAUGGAUCAACAACACUGGGUGGAGCGAUGGUACUGUCUGGUUCUUAGGGCUUGUGCAGUCAGCCUAUGGUUUAACAGCUUUCGAUUCUGUGAUCCAUCUUAUCGAAGAAAUACCGCACCCUCAGAAGUAUGGACCGCGGAUUCUUUGGCUUUCCAUAGUCUCCGGCACUAUAUCAGGCAUAAUAUUCAUGAUAAUUUGCCUUUUCUGCAUUCAGAACCUAAAGGGAGUUUUGGAUCCUCCGUCAGGACUUCCUUUCGUGGAACUUUUUACAGAGACCGUUGGUCCUCAAGGAACGGUCGCACUUUUCGCCAUCUUCGUAUUUCACGGAAUUUGGCAAGGCGUUAGCAUUAUCACAACUGCUUCUCGCUUAACAUGGGGAUUUGCACGCGAUGGCGGACUCCCAUAUAGCAACUAUCUGACGCAUGUGGAUAGCUAUUGGAAAGUCCCAGCACGAGCCCUAUGGGCUCAGGGUGUUAUUAUCGCCCUAGUGGGUGUUCUAUACUUCUUUACGGAGGCUGCCAUCCAAGCAGUAGUGAGCGUCUCCACAAUCGCCCUGACCAUCUCAUACGGGAUCCCGAUAUUCGCGCUGGUGAUUUUCGGCAAGGUGGAUCUUCCACGGGGAGAGUUUUCCCUCGGACGUCUGGGCCCUGCUAUAUAUUGGGUCGGUUUGAUAUACUGUUGUGUUACUACCGUGUUUUUCUUCUUUCCCGGUGAGCCCUCUCCGACUACCGCCGGGAUGAACUAUGCCGUUGCGGUAUUUGGGAUUAUGCUUGUGGUUGCUAUCGGCUUCUGGUUCUCGAAAGGGAAACGCACAUAUUUGCGGACUGAGAGAGCUCUGGGAGAGAUACUUCGCGCUACACAAUUGGAAACCCAGGCUGGGCAGUAA
Molecule: messenger RNA, 1590 nt
Organism: Aspergillus candidus
Lineage: Eukaryota; Fungi; Ascomycota; Eurotiomycetes; Eurotiales; Aspergillaceae
Product: amino acid permease family protein
Exons: 1
Coding region: 1-1590 (529 amino acids)
Biological process (GO): transmembrane transport; amino acid transport
Cellular component (GO): membrane
Molecular function (GO): transmembrane transporter activity
Source: RefSeq, a predicted model, not a curated record